GGAUAGCGAUGUUGCAUGCGAUAUAAUGAUAAUAUUUAAAGAAGAAUUUAAAGGUUACGAAAGAAUUAAUAAAGGCCACUCGUGUUAUCGAGCUGAAGAUGCUAAAUAUUGUCUUCUUCAUCCUAACUUGAUCCUUUCAGUAAAUGAUCUACAAACUGCCGAAAUAGUCGAAUUUGAUAAUUGCGACGAUCGAAUAAGAGAAAGCUUUUGCCCAGGAGUAGCGAAUAAUUGUACAAGCAAGCAUCCAGGCUAUGAUUGUUUAUGUAAUAAAGGCUUUAAGGCAAUAGAGACAUUUUACAAACCCGGUACUAAGUACCAGUAUUGUGAAGAUAUUGAUGAAUGCCUUGAUGUAAAUAUUUGUGGGAGUAAUUCGAACUGCAUUAAUACUGUUGGAAAUUUUACAUGUUCCUGUAUAGAUGGAUUUGUACGAAACAAGAAUAAAAAUAAAUUCGAAUGCGAAGAUAUUGAUGAAUGUCUUGAUGCAAAUAUUUGUGGGAGUAAUUCGAACUGCAUUAAUACUGUUGGAAAUUUUACAUGUUCCUGUAUAGAUGGAUUUGUACGAAACAAGAAUAAAAAUGAAUUCGAAUGCGAAGUUUCAGGAGAGAGAAAAACACGUUAUGUCUUAAGCAUUGUUGGCUACGUCCUUGGAACAGUUUUGUUACUUUCAUUAUUAUUUAUAAUUAUACUAGCAAUUAGGUUAAGAAAGCAAUCUAAAAUCUCUCAACGUUCAAAUGAAUCGCUAGAAAACUUGGAUGGCAGAUCUGUCAAUCAAGGAAGUUCACAUGAAAUAUUAUUUCAAGAACGUACUCACCAUGAAACUAAUCCUGUAUCAAUCCCUCGUGUGAAUCGAUACAGAAAACAACUGCGUAAUCCCUCUGUGCGCCCGAUCGAACAUUACGAGGACUAUCCGUAAUCAUAAUUUACACUUUAAUCAUUUUUAAUUGUAAAAAGCAUUAAUAACUUGAAAAUAAAAUUACA
Messenger RNA from Centruroides sculpturatus (bark scorpion), 978 nucleotides. Its product is annotated as adhesion G protein-coupled receptor E2-like. NCBI's taxonomy places the organism in Eukaryota, Metazoa, Arthropoda, Arachnida, Scorpiones, Buthidae. The transcript is spliced from 7 exons. Gene Ontology annotation, molecular function: calcium ion binding. The record is from RefSeq and is a predicted model, not a curated record. The coding region runs from base 26 to 913 and encodes 295 amino acids.